AUGUAUCGGCAAUACCUAUUCAUCCCGGCAACACCUGCAAUGUAUUCCUGCGUCAUGGAGAGUCUCCGCAUUGGGGUCUCUUUCAACAAAAACAUCAGAAACAGUCCAUCACUCCCGUGUGUAGUUUCCAGUGAUUUGCAGUGUGGCUGUAGCGAAUACAUGAUGAAACGAAUGAUGCCAUGGAGUGACGAUGAUGAUGAUUCUUCGUCUGAUGAGUCUUCAAGUCCUGAUUCAGAUGCUUCCGAUAAAGAUGAAAAUCCAAAAAAGAACAAAAAGAUCGUUUCUGGUGGUGGAUCUGGAUCAUCCAAAUCUAAUAAAGUUGAAUCUGUGAAGCGGAAGAGCAAAGGGAUAGACUUUGAAGCGCUGAGUCAGCACGGGUAUCGGGGCGGGUUAUCGGUCCUAAAAGUCCCUCCACCAAAAGAAAACGAUAAGGACCGUGAUUGGUCGUGGUCAACCGGGCAGGGGCAGGACAGGCGGGCAGCAAAUGAGACGGAAGAGAGCUACCAAGAUCGACAGAAGACGAGAGCCAUGUUGCUUGAAGGAGAGCAGUUGGUACAUGCACGAACACAGAAAGAGAAAAACUUGUUAAGCUUCUCACAGAAGGAAAAGAGGAAAAGGGAUAUGGGGCAGGCUAGUAGGGGUAAAAGCUAUGUUGAAGAAGAGAAGAGAUUGUUGAGAGAAAAUGGGAUUUACUCUGGUUUUGACGCUUGACACUUUAUGAUGCCAUUUGUCCUUGUACUCUUUCAACUUAUGGGGAAAAAAAAACAUGUAUUGCCUUUGAACUUGAUUUUGAUUACUCUUAAUAGUCUAUUUUGAAAAUAUUUAUCAAAAUUAUGUUCUUUAAAGCAA
Messenger RNA from Lactuca saligna, 849 nucleotides. Lineage: Eukaryota; Viridiplantae; Streptophyta; Magnoliopsida; Asterales; Asteraceae. The record is from the annotation of a GenBank genome assembly.